Molecule: messenger RNA, 3378 nt
Organism: Hemibagrus wyckioides
Lineage: Eukaryota; Metazoa; Chordata; Actinopteri; Siluriformes; Bagridae
Gene: pip5k1bb
Product: phosphatidylinositol-4-phosphate 5-kinase, type I, beta b
Exons: 16
Coding region: 418-2046 (542 amino acids)
Biological process (GO): phosphatidylinositol metabolic process
Molecular function (GO): phosphatidylinositol kinase activity
Source: RefSeq, a predicted model, not a curated record
CGUCUCUCAGGACUGUGGUUUCGGCUGUACAGGAGGCGGUGUGUUUCAGAGGGACUGUGCACUCCCUCUGAAACACACACACACACGCAUCUCAACACACACCUCUCAUACACAGUGGAGGAGAAACCAGGCUGCUGCUGCUGCUGCGUGCGCGCGCUCUGGUCCAGCUGGAUUUCUGUGGAUUAUCAAUCAGACGUGCACAGAGACUGCGACACCAUCACGACAAGACACUCAAACAUCCAAAUUGAGUGAAAUCUCAUCUACACAGCCCAUAUGAGUGAGCAAUGCAGCAGCCGUGAGCAGCAGAGCAACUGUGUUUGUGGUUGAAUAAAGGUCCAUUAGUGUAGUGUCCGUUCACUUGCCGCGUUUGACCCGGUCCUCUGUAUCUGUGUCUCUGAAAGAUGUCGACGGCUGAAAAUGGAGUCGGAGGACCAAGCAGAGAGAAAACCUAUAAGAAGGCUGAGGAACCCAAUGACAACAUCAUCAUCGGCUAUUAAAGGAGCCAUCCAGUUGGGCAUUGGUUACACUGUUGGGAAUUUGACCUCAAAACCUGACCGAGAUGUUCUCAUGCAGGAUUUUUACGUGGUGGAGAGUGUGUUUCUGCCCAGUGAGGGCAGUAACCUGACUCCAGCACACCACUACCCUGACUUCCGGUUCAAAACCUAUGCACCGUUGGCCUUCCGGUAUUUCCGAGAGCUGUUUGGAAUUAAACCAGAUGACUACCUGUACUCCAUCUGCAAGGAGCCCCUGAUCGAGCUGUCCAACCCCGGGGCCAGCGGCUCGCUCUUCUACCUGACCAGCGAUGACGAGUUCAUCAUCAAGACUCUACAGCACAAGGAGGCUGAGUUUCUGCAGAAACUGCUGCCAGGCUAUUACAUGAACCUCAACCAGAACCCCAGGACACUUUUGCCAAAGUUCUACGGUCUCUACUGCAUGCAGUCGGGUGGAAUGAACAUCCGCGUGGUGGUUAUGAACAACGUCCUGCCCCGCUCUGUAAAAAUGCACUACAAAUAUGACCUCAAAGGUUCCACGUACAAGCGGCGAGCCUCUCGAAAAGAGCGUGAGAAAUCCUGUCCCACUUACAAGGAUCUGGACUUUCAGGACAUGCAUGAAGGCCUGUACUUUGACACAGAGACCUAUAACGCUUUGAUGAAGACCCUACAGCGUGACUGUCGGGUGUUGGAGAGCUUUAAGAUCAUGGAUUACAGCUUGCUCCUGGGCAUACACAUGCUGGACACACAGAACCACAGAGAAGCAGAUGGAAGUGGAGGAGACGGCAGGCGUCCUGUAGGACAGAGGGUCCUCUACUCCACCGCCAUGGAGUCCAUCCAGGGGGGCGGCAAGGCGGCAGAGGCCGUAACCACAGAUGACACAAUGGGAGGAAUCCCAGCCAGAACCAACAGGGGCGAGAAGCUGCUGAUUUUCCUGGGGAUAAUCGACAUCCUGCAAUCGUACAGGUUUAUCAAGAAGCUGGAGCACUCUUGGAAAGCGCUUGUCUACGAUGGUGAUACGGUGUCUGUUCACAGGCCGAGCUUUUACGCAAACAGGUUUCUCAAAUUCAUGAGCACCAGAGUCUUCCGGAAAAUUCACACAAACCGGUAUUCUCCCUCUAAGAGAGUGCGUAACUCCAUAGUCCCGAUGAAAUCGUCCUCUCAGGAGCUGCUGUCCCCGCAGAGGGAGGACAGAGCAGAGGACCGGGCUGAGAGACUAGUGGCAGCCCGCAGUCUUGCCAGUCUGGAUGGACAAGUAUCUAGUUAUUACCGUCGACCCGACCUGGUCCCGGUCACAGCUGCCUACGGUGAACCUUCAUCAAUGGCCAGUACUAUGUACGUCAGCGACAGAUACCUGCCUCCUAGAUCAAACUACCGAUAUCCUGUCAACUCCUACUCUAACUUCAGGAUGGAGGACAGCGCCAUCUGUCUGACGUCCGAGCAAAGCACAGUGGACACGGACCGAGACGACGGCUCAGUGCUGGACGUUUACUUUAUUGUCUUGGUCUGGUCAGUCAAUAUCACAAUGCCACUGAACAUGGAGAAAAACCUAUGACAGAGCGCACUUUUCUUCUUCUCGCGAUCUUCAGAAGAUCUGGAUGAUACAACCUGAACAUGUGGAACAGACUAAAUAUUUCUUAUGGGUGAAUUUAUUUCAUAAGCUAUAAUAGAUGAUUUAUUUGUUUAAAAAAAAGGACGUUUAAUGCAUUAGAUAUUAAAAGGAUGUGCACGUUAAUGAACAAACUGUAGUACUGGAUCUCCCAAAAUUCUCCCCACAUGCAGCACUUAAAUUAAUCUAAAAAUAAAGCAGAAUGUACACUGAUCAGGCAUAGCAUUAUGACCACCUGCUUCAUAUCGUGUUGGUCCCCCUUUUGCAGCCAAAACAGCCCUGACCCGUCGAGGCAUGGACUCCACUAGAUCCCUGAAGGUGUGCUGUGGUAUCUGGCACCAAGAUGUUAGCAGCGGAUCCUUUAAGUCCUGUAAGUUUGCGAGGUGGGGUCCCUGGAUACUUAUAGGACUUAAAGGAUUCUUUUGAUAGAUAUUGACCACUGCAGACCAGGAACACCCCACAAGAGCUGCAGUUUUGGAGAUGAUCCAGUCGUCUAGCCAUCACAAUUUGGCCCUUGUGAAACUCGCUCAAAUCCUCAAAUCCCAUGAUUGACAUUUCUUUGUAAAUUCACACGGAAUCGUCUUAGCUCAGGUGGUAGCUCAGGAGGUUAAGGCUCGGGGUUGUUGAUCAGAAGACGGGGUUCAAGCCCCAGUUCCACCAAGCUGCCACUGCUGGGCAAUUGAGCAAGGCCCUUGACCCUGUCUGCUCCACAGGGCACUGCCGCAGCACUCUGACCCCAACUUCCUUAGCUUAGCUUCCUUAGAUAUGCGAAGAAAAGAAUUCCACCGUCCUGUAAUGUAUGUGUGGCGAUAAUAAAGGCUUCCUCUGACUUCUUGUAUAUGAAGUCCAUCACAAUCUUGUGAUAGCUUCCUCAUAGAACCAUGAGAAGGAGUUUUAUAUACAGAUACAUUCUUCUUUUGUGAAGAAAAAUUCUUAAAAGCUAUCUGAAAUAAAAUACUAUAUAUAAGCAAAGUUAAAAAUUCUUUAGACAUUUGGAACACUCUGUAUAAUUAAAGCAUUUUAAUGAUAAUAUUUCAGCGUAAAAUGUGGUUAUGUGGUAGAAUGUGGACAGACAAACAUGCUGUUGAUGGUGUAGAGUUUUAAAUUAUUAAUAAUAUUUUUAAUUAUUUAUUUAUUCCAGUCAUUGAAUCAACCGUGUAUAUUAUCUUUAUAGCUUUAGUACAAAGCAAAAAAGUGCUGGAAUGCAAAAGAUGUCUUCCUUUAACAGUCGCACAUAAAGCUAAGAAAAACUUUCUUUAAAUAUAAACUAAACAUGGA